CUUCCAUGUAUUGUGGGGACGAAGUCGGCGCGUUCAUCGGGGACGUGGGGUCUCUCACGGCCAAGUUCGGGUAUGCGGGGGAAGACACGCCCAACUUGGUCUUCCCUUCAUGCAUGGGGGUGCGCCCGGCGACCAACGAGCGCAUCGUUGGGCACAGUGCGUUGUCCAGCUGCCACGACAUCACGGCCUUGCCGCGGGCCAUCAGCACCAUGGAAGACAAGAUCAACUACAACUGGGACGUCAUGGAGAAACUUUGGUUGCAUGCGUUCGAAGAAUCUCACGUAGAUCCCACGCAACACGCCGUUUUGACGUCCCUCUCGCCCUUCGACAUGCAUGAAAGUGUGUCGUACAUGGAGCUCAUGUUUGAAAAGUUCAACGUCCCUGCGUUCUACGUGGCCAAGGACGCCGUGUUGAACGCGUUCUCGUUUGGCAAAUCGACUGCGCUUGUCUGCGACGUGGGCGCCAGUUCCACGCGUGUCGUCCCAGUCGUGGAAGGGUUCAACUUGAAGGGGUCGUCGUUUCGCUCGACGGUGGGUGGUGAAGCAUUGACAGCGCAGCUGCUCUCCGUCCUGCAGGAGAAGCACCACAUUGAAAUCCAUCCCGGCGUCCGCAAGUACCCUGCGGCUGGCGACGGCAGCGGUCCUGCUCUGCUGCGUCCGCUGGCAUCGGUGUCGAACGAAUACCGCAACUUUCGCAUCUUGGAGAUCGUGCGCGACAUCAAGGAAUCGCUUUGUCAGAUGCCAGAAACAACUCUUCAGGAAGACCUGGUCGAAAGCGUCGCUCCCGAGCACUACGAACUCCCCGAUGGCCAGGUCGUCACGCUCGGCAGCGAGCGGUUCCGCAUUCCCGAGAAGCUCUUCCACCCCGACGUCAUCGCCGCGGACUCCACGACGGUCGACAGCGCGUCCAAGGGUCUUCAUCGCAUGGUGUACAACGCUGUGCAAGGCAGCGACGUGGAUGUGCGCAAGGACUUGCUAAACAAUAUGGUGCUGUGCGGUGGCGGCAGCAGCCUAUCUGGCCUCACGGAGCGGCUGCAUUGGGAAGUGUCGAAGUUGGUACCGUCGGCCACGUAUAAAGUGCGGCUGACCCAAGUGUCUUCGAUCGAAAAGAAGUUCAGCGCGUGGAUCGGCGGAAGCAUUCUCGCCUCACUCGGGUCGUUCCAGCAGUUGUGGGUCUCCAAGCGCGAGUAUGACGAGUACGGCGCCGACGCCAUGGCCACUUCCCGCUUCUUGUGACCGUCGUUCCAUUGCAUCAAUGCGUGGCAUCUUUAAAUUAUUCAAAAUCCAAGAGCCGGGACAUUUUAAAUGCAUUAUGAUUCCAAAGGCACGUUGUGGUUCUACGUAAUCAGUUAUAAAAAACAAA
Messenger RNA from Aphanomyces astaci, 1362 nucleotides. RefSeq lists its product as hypothetical. The record is from RefSeq and is a predicted model, not a curated record. NCBI's taxonomy places the organism in Eukaryota, Oomycota, Saprolegniomycetes, Saprolegniales, Verrucalvaceae. The transcript has a single exon. Bases 6 to 1235 code for a protein of 409 amino acids.